AAUAGCAAAGAUACAGACCUUACAGAGCCAUCAUCAGGACUGAGAAAAUGUGCACAGAGCCCACUCCAUCCACGGGCAUCGCAGGCAGUGUUCCGUCAAGAGGAGAGCCGCCGCUCUGGGAGUCACUGCUGACUUCUACAAACUGAGCAGGACAGCUUUUGCUGAAGUUCAACUACAGGAAGUUGAUUGAACUCUGAAGAUGCUAAGAGAGCUACCAGGUGUGACGUGUCUCCAGGUACUUCAUGGUGUUCUCCUCCAGCCUCUCCAUACCACUGCGCUACACAGCUCCAGAAACAUGGGGGAAAACGAAGACGAGAAGCAGAGCCAGGCCGGGCAGGUUUUUGAGAACUUUGUCCAGGCUUCCACGUGCAAAGGCACCCUCCAGGCCUUCAACAUCCUCACACGACACCUGGAUCUAGACCCUCUGGACCACAGGAAUUUUUAUUCCAAGCUCAAGUCCAAGGUGACCACCUGGAAAGCCAAAGCCCUGUGGUACAAACUGGACAAGCGUGGAUCCCACAAGGAGUAUAAGCGAGGGAAGUCCUGUAUGAACACCAAG
Leptonychotes weddellii (Weddell seal) is the source of this 559-nucleotide messenger RNA. Lineage: Eukaryota; Metazoa; Chordata; Mammalia; Carnivora; Phocidae. The record is from RefSeq and is a predicted model, not a curated record.